This is a messenger RNA of Xiphophorus maculatus (southern platyfish), 2106 nucleotides long. Its product is annotated as retinoic acid-induced protein 3-like. NCBI's taxonomy places the organism in Eukaryota, Metazoa, Chordata, Actinopteri, Cyprinodontiformes, Poeciliidae. Gene Ontology annotation, biological process: G protein-coupled receptor signaling pathway. Gene Ontology annotation, cellular component: plasma membrane; signaling receptor complex; extracellular exosome. The record is from RefSeq and is a predicted model, not a curated record. Gene Ontology annotation, molecular function: G protein-coupled receptor activity; protein kinase activator activity.
GGACUCCAUGGUCUGAUGUGCUUUUCUGUUGCAGGAACAAACUGCCACAUGAGAGAGUUGAUCAAGAAAGGCCGGGCCCUCCUGUGGAUUACUAAAGCCAUCAUGGCUGUUUCGUAUACAUCUCUCUUCCCCCUUGUCUUCCUUGUCUAUGCCCCUCUCGCAUGCCAGUCCCAAAACACCACAAUAAGCUCCGCAACCACUCCCUCAAACAUUACCUACCUGACAGGUGUGAAAGGCUGUGGAACUGGACUGAAUCCAGAGUACAGGUACCUGUGUGACCGCCGGGCGGCAUGGGGCAUAGUGCUGGAGACCCUUGCCUCUGCAGGCUUCCUAUUGAGUAUAGGUCUCCUUGUGGGCCUGCUGCUCUGGACCUUGUGCGCCUGCGUGUCUUCUCGGCACAGCCGCAGCGGCACAGUCGGGGGCUCCAUACUCUCCGUGUGCAUGUUCCUCCUGGCCACAGCUGGCAUCUUCGCCAUCACCUUCUCCUUCAUCAUCGGCCUCACCCCCCAGACCUGCCCCACCAGGGUCUUCCUCUUCGGGGUGCUCUUCGCGCUGGCCUUCUCCUGCCUGCUGGCUCGCUGCCUCGCAAUGCUGGGCUUCGCUGCCGCUCGAGGCUGGGGGGAACCGGGCGUGGCCUUGGGGCUCUUUGCCGUGCAGGUCAUCAUCUCCACAGAGUGGCUCAUCAUCGUCCUGGUGCGGGACCAGAAACCCUGCGAAUACAGCCAGACGGAGUUUGCCUUGCUGCAGAUCUACGUGCUGUGCCUCUUGCUGAUCAGUCUGAUUCUGUCCAUGCACAUCCUGUGCCGCUCCUGCUUCACGCACAGCUACAGCUACACGGGACCCAUCAACCAGCAGUGGAGGGCUCAGGCCGCGACGCUCUGCUUCACCCUGCUGCUCUCCGCCUGCAUCUGGGUGGUGUGGAUCGCCAUGCUGACUAGGGGGAACCCCGAGGUGGACCGCCGGCCGGUCUGGGACGACCCGGUGCUGAGCAUCGCCUUGGUUGCAAACGGCUGGGCGUUGGUGAUCGGGCACGGCCUGUCCCAGGUCGCCUUCUUCUGCAGGGGGGAGGCCACAGCGCAGGAAGUUCCUCUAAACUUUGUAGGCUGGACCAGCCCCAGCGCCGACAUUCCCGGACUGGGAAGCCAGAAGGAAGGAAAGGAAAACGGAAGCUUCGAGACAGAUGGCGAGAACAGGAGAGGCAGGAGAGCUGAGCCAGCGCUGCGAUCCCCCUACGAGUCAGGCUUCUCCAUGACGGAGAUCGACCCCAACAAGGAUUACACCAUCCCUCGCCCUCAGACCACCAACUUCAAUCAACCCUAUGAUGAAUACUACGGAGAAGAAUAAAGAUACAGAAAAUCCACCGCAAGACCAAAAGGUCAUGGACCUCCAUAUGUGCAAAUGUAAAUAUUGUUGGUGUUUUGUUUCGUAAGAUGAAAUGCUUCUGUAAGUGAAAUGGGAAUCAGACGUCUGACAUGCCGAGGUUGGGAUGGAGAGCAGAGGAAGUGAGUCUCUGUCGAUAUAUGUGGUCAUGUUCUGUUCUGAUCAGAGAUGUAUAUAAAAGCCCCCCGAGGCGAUAAAGGAGGCGUGAAACCAUCACAGCGACGGUGCCAAAUGCCGCUGAGGAGAGCGAGUUGUCAGAGAGGAGAAAGGCCAAUGGAUGAGAUGAAAACGUUGGGUGGGAUCUGAGAGACGGGAUGAGACGAGACGGAAAGGACGACAGGACUGAGUUACAUCCUCUCGUUGAGAUUUACAGUUUUGCUGUUCUGUGGUUGUUCCUGCACAAGGUAGAUUAAGUAGACGUGCACUCAUUGCAUUUUUAAAAAGCCUGACCUGUUGAUGACGAAUCUUUUUUUUUUUUUGGCUGAAAGUUGCUAAAUAUAGUGAAAAAGUCACUAACUUGGCAACAGUGGGGAGACUAUUGUUAAAUGGUGGAUGAGAUCGGUGUCACUUGUACCGUCCGUUUGGCAAUCGCCCAAAAUUAAGAAAAUUGUGGCAGAUUUCAGGGUGAAGCCCUGAAAUUAAGAUUACACAGAAAGAUGUCUAUCGAUACGUUGCAGUUUCUAUAGCAUAUAAAAUAUUUUGUCAAUAAAAAGUUAUUUCACAGAG